This is a messenger RNA of Monodelphis domestica (gray short-tailed opossum), 39680 nucleotides long. Lineage: Eukaryota; Metazoa; Chordata; Mammalia; Didelphimorphia; Didelphidae. The record is from RefSeq and is a predicted model, not a curated record.
AGAGAAAAAUGAUGAUGAUAACAAUAACAUUUGUGCAAAAAGUUUUACAAUUAUUAUCUCCUUUAAUCCUCACAAAAAUUCCAGUACAUAGGUGCUGUUAUUAAUACCAACUACUACAAUUGAGGAAACUGAGGUAGACAGAAGUUGUGUGACAUUCCCAAGGUCACACAGCCAGGAAGUGGCUGAGAUCUGAUCAGAUCACAGAUCUUCCUAGCUCUUUCCAUAAUGUGGCGCCCCCUAGUGGCCUCUAGUCAGCAGCUUGUCUAACCAACAAUGAAUAAAUCAUUAUUGUAUCUGUUCUAGGACAUCAAUCCCCCUCAAAUUUAAUACCACAUCAGUUAUAUGCCAUGACUUCCAGAAGACCGUCCCAGGAAGAGCCGAUUUCUAUGGACAGUCCCUAUCUGAUCAAAUGAUCUGGGUCUCAUAAAAAUUUGGCUUAUGCUUGCAUGAGAACGCCAGCUUCUUGAAGGAAGGAGUGAUCUACAUGUUUACCUUUGUAUCCCAGUACCUGGUGGAUUCCAGGUGUUUAAUGAAUGUGUUUGAAUCGAUUGUAAUCUUCUUAGGAAGGCAUAUUGUGUGAGCCUGUGACCAUGUGACUAUGCAGAGGUUAUUACAGCAUUUAGAAUUAAUGCCCACCUAAUGGGCACUUUUCCAAUUAUAGUCCUUCAAGAGAUUUCUAAUGAAAGAACAUUAAAAAGUAUUCUUCUCAAUUACUUAAUAAACUAGCCAAACUUUGCCCUUAAAGAGGACAGCAAUGGGGCGAGUUUAGUUUCUCAUAAGUGGGAUUUGCCAAGUUCGUUUGCAGUUUUCUUCCCCUAAGAGGACUCUGUGUUACGUAAUAAUUAAUCUUUAGGCAUAGUCACAAUUGUAUGUUAAUCCCCAGGGAAACCGUGACUUGCUUACUUGCACAUCUAAGGUCUUUGGCUCACAGUGCUCUUGCCUCAUAACACCAGAUAUUCUAUCCUGCUAUUAUAUGCUCACUGAGAUGAUCCUUAAAAGCACUAUUUGCAAAACUUCAGUUUUUUUUACAAAAGUGACAAAUAAAAUGAGAUUCUACUCCCUUUUUCCAGUCGGUGAUUAUGUAAAUUUAUGUUAAUUUACAAUAUAUUAUUUGGCUUUUCUGCCUUUUUUUUCAGCCUGAUGAUGCUAAAAUUUGUUUUGAUUCAGAUCUAGGUAUAUAGGUGUACUUGAAAUCACCUAAUUUGAAAUUGAAGUUCUUAAACUAAAUUCUAAGAAAUGUAAUUAUGUAAAGAAUAUUUUGAAUUAAAUAUUCAAUAAAUUAGUAGAAACAUAGUUAAUUUAUAAAUGUACCUCAGAGUAGUCUAAAAGUGGUAAUUUCUGCCUUCAUUUUAGUUAAAUUGCAGGUUAAAAUAAAAUUUAGGAUACAAAAAAUAAAGCUGAAACCAUUUUAGAAUAAACUUUUAUUAAGGCCCUACUAAGUGCAAGACAUCUUUAGGCUAAGAAUAAAAGAAAGGGAAAAAACUUUAAGCCUUAUUACAUUCUUCUGGUGAAAACAUGUAAGCAGAUGAGGAUAAUACAGGCCAACUCGAGGGGAGAAAAGGGCAUUAACAACUUGGGAACUUUUUCAUGAAGGAGGUGGCACCUGAGCUAAGCCUUGAAGUAAGGAAACUUCAAGUGUUUCUACUAAGUACGGAAAAUAUGGUAGUCUGUGAUGAACUGGGACACAGGAAAACCAUUACCUUUAUGGAUUUCUACUAUAGAUCUUAUAGUUUGGGACAUUUCUAAAAAACUUCAAUGUGCAACAUGUCUUUCUUUUGCUGUAUUCAUUUGUUUUCUGUGAUUUGACCCUGGAGUUCAGGCUUUUUGAACACACCACAUUUGUAUUGCAUUGAAUGUUAAGCACGUUGGACCAGCAGUCCUCCAGUGAGCAUAGCCCCUACGUUUUGAAUGGUGCUAAAAGCAGGGGAAUUUUCCAGGCCAUUACAGUGCUUAUCUCCUUCCUUUAGCUACGGGUCUUAACCUUUUGUAAUAUGUGGCCUGGUCCCAGAUCAUGUUGUAAUAUGCCAGUUCCAUUUUAAAAUGUUUCUAAUUCUAGACCCAUUUUGCUUUAUUUCUAUAUUAACAUAUUCAACAUAAUAUGUUUGUAUAUCAACAUAUUCAACAGUAUGCAUUACUGCCUCCAGGGGGGUAAGACUUCCCAGCCCACUGGAAGUCAAAAAGCCCCAGAACUGUUUGGGAAAGUAGAUGAUUUACAAUCUGAUGAAGAUGGUCUGACCUUACAAACAAGAAACUAAGGUUGUCUCUGAGAGUGGUUUGGCAUAUCAAUGGACACCACCACCAAUUCCUUUCUGCAAUCUCCACUGCUCUUCUCUUUGUCUUGAUUGCCCUUGACAAGUUUUGUUCUAGUCUCUUUGUCCUUCACGGUCCUGGUUAGCAGCCUCUUUUUAAAACAGGGUUUCUCCCUUUUCUUAUAUCUAUACUAUGCUGUAGAGUGCUCACUCAGUACUGGCCUUUCUAGCUGUCAGCUCCCUCUGAAGGGCUUUGCUUCUUUUCUGAGAAUUAAUUCAGAUAUUUUGCAGAUUUUCAGUUUCAAUCAUACAAUUUUUGGUUUCAAUAUUGCUUAUCUUUUUUCAUUAUGGCCUUGAAUGAUCCUUGAUACAUUUGGUUGCUUCACACCAGAAGCUACUAUAGGAUCUCUAAAAGUCAUUGAAGUAGGUCCUCGAAGAGCUACAACCUUGGCAUGUUUCCUUGUAGUGAUAUCUGUUCUUAAUAGCCACAGGGAAGAGAAGGGGAAAGUAAAACACAGCCAAAGAAAGCAAUGAAACAUGCAUGUGGCAUGAAAUCUGACACUCAGAUGACAGAGGCUUAACUAAAAAUGAAGAAACAAGCUCAAUUCAGUUCUGGCUGGUCAAGAUCAGACAUUUAAAGUCAGCCUAGUAUCGCUAGAAUCACAUACAGAUGACUGUUGCCACAAAAUGAAACCAUAUCAGACAUGUCAAGCUAUCUGCACGUUCUUGUAGGUUGGGGCCAUACUGAAAAAGAAUUUAAAUGCUAGAGUAAAGGGUCUAUUUUUUAUCCUAGAGGAAAUAGGGAUCCACUAAUAACUCUUGAGCCAGAUGAUGACAUCAUCAAGUCUUUGCUUUAGAAAAAUUAUUUUGGCAUCUGUGUGGAGAAUGAAUUGGGUAAGGAAGAGAUUUGAAUCAGGGGAAUCGAUUUAGAAGCUGUUAUAAUAGUCCAGGCAAGAGGUGAUCCUACGUUGGUGGCCAUCUAAAUGAAGUGGUGAGGAGAUAAUGGGUAGGAGAGAUGUUGUGGAGAUAGAAUUGACAAGAUGUAAUUGGGGUGGUGGAGGUAAGAGAAUGGGAAAAGUUGAGAAUGACUGAACUUUGUGAAUGACUGGAAGGAUGGUGGCAUGUAUAGAAGAGAUCAGAGAUGAGUAAUAAGUUCUUUGGGCAUGGAUCAACAAGAUUUUAUCAAGCACCUAUUUUGUGCCAGGAAGUAUUGAAUUUAAGAUGCCUUUUAGACAUCUAGGUGGAGAAGGCAAGACAGUUGGUAACAGAGGACUAAAUAGAGCUCAGAUUGGGGAAUCAUCUGCCUAGAUGUGAUCAAUAAGUAUAUGGAAGCUGAUGAGAUCAUGAAGAGAUAAUGGAGAGAGAAGAAAACCAGGGACAGAUUCUUGGGGAGUAUCCAAGCAGCAACAGGUCAAAGGGACAUGGUAUUCUUGGGCACAGAACAGAGUAGUAUUAGUUCAAUGGUUAAGAUUCAAUUAUGGGGUCAAGAUGGAAAUUGAAGGACACUGAGGCCAGGGCAGGGAUGAUAGAUGCCUGGGGGCACAGAGAGGCCAUAAUGGAGAUGUUGGACUAGUCCAAGAAAAGGUCAAAGAGGAGCAUCUCUGCACAGAGCAUCUCUGAAUCUCUAGUUUCAAGAUGCAGCUCGGGUACCACCUUCUGCACCAGGGAUUCUUAACCUGGGUUUUGUCCAUCCAUUUAUAUGUGUGUUUGGGGGGGGUAAAAAAAUUCUUAAUAAUUCUAUGCCGAGUUCACUGAUUUCCUUUGUGUCCCUAUUAUUUUUAUGCAUUAAAAAACAUUAUUUUGAGAAGGGCCCGAUGGGCUUUACUCCACUGACAAAGGAAUUCAUGAUACAAAAACAGUGAAGAGCCUCCGUUUUCUUGAUUCUGCAGUUUCUCGUGUCCCCUCCCAUCACUUCUGUAUCUAUCCCAUGUGUGUACAUAUGUACGUUUCAUUUCCCCUGGCUAAAUAAAAGCUCCUUUAGAGCAGAAACUGUUCUUGUGUUUGCCGUUCUCUUCCCGAGCCUAGGGAGGUGCCUGGCCCAUAGUAAGUGCUUACUAACUGUGUGUCGGUUGAUUGGACUGUGAUCUUCCCCUUGCGGAGAUCCUCACCCCAUCUUCUUUUUACCUGCUGGAUAUAAUGAUCCAUUUUCAAAGGGAUGCUACAAGGGGCUCAUUACUGGGCCGUGGGAAGAAGCUCUACCAAUGGGAGAAGGCCCAGUGGAUAGCACCAACUUCCUCACUGGAGGAGGUAACUAGGCACACUCACAGAAAUUAGGAAAGCUAAUCAAGCUUGGCCUAAGAGACAAGCCAGGCUUGGCCUUUGUCAACAAGCCGCCUGGCUCUAACCCCAUUUUCCAAUUUCAAGCUGCUCUCCUCACGACCGCUUAAUAGGAAAAUGAACAGCACACUACACAAAACAAUUAGAGCCUGAGCCCCGGUAGGACGGAACAUUUGAAUUGGUACAAAUGAGUCAGGCCACUCUCUCGGCUGGGUCCUUCCUCAGCUGCACUAAUAAGCAGGCCAAGGGGGCAGCAGGAAGACUUUUUCUGGCCAUAAUCAUCCCCUGGGCCAUUUGUCUCCCCUGACUUUGCCCAGGAAAAGGUGAAGCUUUGAUACAAUGCAGCUGUCGACAGCAGGGGGAGAUUUUGACCAAGACCAAACUGCUCCCUCCUCAAAAAUGUCUAUAAAACAAAACAGACCCUGGAGGGGGGGGGGAUUUACAUUACCAAUGACAAAUCAAAGCUGAAAGUUUGCCUGGCCUGUUGUCAUUCAUUGCCAUUCAUAUUCCGAAAGCAGACUGCUGUGAUAAUUGAUUUGAUGGUCCAGCUUGAGUGGAAGCACUUCUGGGCAUAGCAGGCCUCAGAGAUGCCAAAAAAGAAGAAAAGGUGGGAAUGAAAUAAUGUACUGCUUUCUCCUCAGAGGCAUGUGGCCCAGUUUUUUUUUUUAAGAAGAGAAAAAACAUGCUUAUAAAAAAAGCAGGGGAGACCUCAAGAACUGGGUAAUAAAUACCAAAAUGACCAUAUAGCCUGGCGCAAUAAAAAUCAGCAUUCAGAGGGAGACAAUGAGAGGACAUAUUUUACUGACGGCUGAAGAAUAGGCGAGCGUGGUGGAAAUAAUCAGAUUUUUCCCGGACCCUGUCGAGGGGAGUACCUUUUCUGCUGCUCUUUUGUGCGGGCACAAAACAAGAUUCCCUUUCGGAAAAAGGCUUUUAAUUUUUAAAGGUUUUCAUAGUGGAAUUACUAGUUCAGAAGGAGAAAAAGAAAACAAUGAUUGAGACUGAAAAGCUCUAUGGCAGCUAGCUAGCUAGCUCUCUCUCUUUGCCUGGAUUAGCUGAACUCAUUGAAUUUCUUGACUUUAAGCAAUGGGUGACAAUGCAGAUUCUCUUCAUAUCUGUGAGUGGAGGGGGCUGUGCAGGCCCUACCUCCUGCCGCUAUGAAUAACUCUGGGCCUCCCAGGGCCAUUGGGGGGGAAAGAAAGAGAAAAAGGUACUGAAUUCCAAGCCUGACCUCUUAAUCACCACUGCCAGCUCAACUGGGUGCCCCUGUCACCAACUGAAAGAAGCAAACAAAACCAGAGGAGAAACAUGAGCUGUCAAAACACAAGUUUUAAUCAGGAUCAGUUUGUCUUUGUGGAGAAAGGUAGUGCAGAAGCAGGCUCUGUCUUUUCCACCAGGAUGCUGAUGGAGAGGGCCCAGGCCAUUCAGAAACCUGCCAUUAAGAAAAUAGAAAGGCAGGCAGUUGCCAUUUUUCAGUUUGGAGUGCCAGGGAGAUCCUGGUAAAUUAGGAAGUCACCUAAGACUUCCUCUCCAAGUUCGGGCCAGAGCACAGUGUCCCUUCUCAUUUUCACCUUUGGGACUGGGGAACAAGUGUUCUCCUCUGUGUUAGUGGCUAGGCUAAGUCUAGUACAAGUAUUUUCAAGGACUGCAGAGAUCUGAUAAUUACACCUCUCCCCUAUGGGCUCACCUUACUUAUUAGCCAGUGUGGGAGCAGUUUCCUUCUUUGUUUGAAAUGUAAAUGGCUUUCUUAGCAUUUCAAGAGUGGCUGUCUUUGGCCUGGAGAAGAGCAGUCUUUGGAGGUAGCUCUAGGUGGCUUCAAGUAAGGAUAUAGGAAUAUCCUUACUUGGCUUGAUAUGAGGGAAAGCUUGCCCACCAUGAAGGCUGGCCCUAAGUAGAACAGGCUGCCUCGGGAGGUAGGUCGCUCCUGCCCGUAGUGCGGCUUCAGCCGUGGCCGGGAUGUGUCCCAGUGAGGAUUCUUGUUCAGGCCCUAAAGGGGCAUGGCAACUCGGGGAUGGCCGGCGCACUUAUAAGGCAUCAGCCAUGUGCCGGACACUGUGACGGGUGCUGGAGAUGCAAAGACAAAAGUGGAAAAAAUGUCCCGGGUCUCAAGGAGCGUCCAGCCUAGGCGCCUGCCCAACCAUACCCUCAACGUGUAAUAAUUAGAACUUGAGAGGUUUUGCAUUCAAGUAGAUUUUACAUUUCUCCCUUUCAGAAACCAUCUUAGGAAUCUCUGCCUACUGUUAAAGCCUGGGAGACCCUUUUGGAUCCUGUUCUUCAGGGUCUUCACUAUCCUUUGGGUAGCCUGCACAUGUAUCCCAAUUGUGAAGGGUCAGUAAGCCUCAGCACACCUAGAUCCCUGUGGCAUUGCCUUGGAAACCUCUUGUCCGUGUUAAAGGGGCAGGCCUUCGGGGGUGGUACAUUCCCCCUUUCUAUGGCCACGGCACAUUUUAACAGUCAGAAGUGAAAAAGCACCUUUGUUUCGGAGCCAGCACUUUUCUGGGCAGGACCAGGAGGUGUCCCGGAAGCUCCCCCUCAAGCCAUCUCCCACCACGCUCAGCAGGCGGAAGUAUCCCCACCCUUGUGGAGAGGCGCAGACGCAGCCCCCGGCACUGUUGCCUUAGCCGCAGACCUAGCAGGUGCGCUGAGCCUUUGGUCUGUUAAAGCCAGUGGUCUGAGGCAGCAGCAGGCCUCAGCCGCGGCCAUGUUCUCGAAACCCUUUCGCAUUAAGUCGAACACGGCCAUCAAAGGCUGUGACAGGCGCAAGCUUCGGGCCAACGUGGCCGCAGCUUUUCCUGACCUCGGCAGAGACCAGAUUCCUGGGAGGAAAGAGCUCAACAUCAUCCGACUCUGCACCCACAAGGAAGAAAUCGUGAUUGUAUACGUGAGUGGGAGAAACCCUAUUUUGUUUGAGGUGGAGAGAAAUCUGUACCCAACCAUCUAUACCUUGUGGGCUUACCCCGAUCUUUUGCCGGCCUUCCCAACAUGGCGGCCAUUACUGAAAAAGUUAGCCGGAGGAGCGGAUGUGAUGUUGCCGGGGCUCGUGGUGCCCCCUGAUGGGCUGCCGUUUGUACAGCAGGGGGACCUUUGUGCUAUCACGGCGGUGGGGAGUCGGGCUCCUAUUGCAAUCGGAGUGGCUACGAUGCCCACGACCGAGAUGAUGGCUUGUGGCCUAACGGGGAAAGGCUUUACUGUGCUCCAUACCUACCUUGACUACCUGUGGCGGUCUGGAGAAAAGACCUGCCCGCCUUACAUUGUCCCAUUGGACCAAAUUCCUCCAGAGGUCGAGGUUAGCAGUAAACUUAAGAGGCCAGUAGAAGGGGGCCAUGUUCUGCAGGGAGAGGAGACUGAAUGUCACACUCCACAAAGGGAGAAAGAGCAAGCCCUGGCAGAAGCCCCGGAGAAUUGGAAGGAGGCAGGAGGGGGGCAGGAUACUGUUGAUAGGAAGACCCUUCAGGAGCAAAUGGAUGAGCUCCUCAAAAAAUGCUUCUUCCAUGCUCUGAAGAGCCUGGUCACCAAGGCUGACCUCCCAUUGCUCACCAGCACUUUCCUGGGUAGUCACAUGUUUUCUUGCUGCCCCAAAGGGCAACAGCUGGACAUUAAGAAGUCAAGCUACAAAAAACUGUCCAAGUUUCUGCAACAAAUGAUGAAUCAGGAAAUCCUGCAGGUGAAAGAGCUGAGCAAAGGCGUAGACAGCAUUGUGGACGUGGACUGGGCACACCCCAGUAUUGUCUCUUUUAUUGUGCCAGAGCCUUCCCUAACUGCCCAGAAAGUUACCAAGAAACAAACCUAUUUUGCCCCAGAGAUCAAAUCUCUCUACUGUGUCCCAGCCACUCUGGUUCCUCUCUUCAAGGACUCUGGUCUCAAGAAAGGGAGUACCCUCACCCGCAGGGAGGUCAGAGUGAUCCUUAUGGAGUAUGCAAAGAAAAACAACCUAAUUGACGUAGAUGACAAGGACCUUAUUAUGCUGAAUCCUACCUUGAGUGACUGUAUUCUGGAGAAGGAGGAGCAGCACAUAGUAGUGAAACUUCCAAAGAACAAGCUCCUUGCAAAAUGUCUGGAGAAACUACAGCCUGCCUAUAAAGUGACUUUUGUUGGGCAAGAGCCUAUUGUAAAGAAAGGAAAGUUUUAUCCCAUUGACAUCACUUUAGUACGAAGAACAUUCAAAAAAAAAGUGACCCUGAUCCGGAACCUAGAGAUCUUCGGACUUGAUCCAUAUUCUGUGGCUGCCAUUCUUCAGCAACGUGGCAAGGCCAGUGCCACCGUCAGCCAAAUCCCUGGGACCAAAAAUGCUUUUCAGGUCCAAAUCCAGGGCAAUCAGAUCAGUCAUCUCUAUUGGCUCCUCCUUGAAGAAUAUCGCAUCCCUCGAAAAUACAUCCAUGGUCUGGAAAAUUCUCUGAAUGCUUACAACUACUGAUGGACUUUCAAGUCAAGUUAUAAGGUUCCUGGAACUCUGAUGUUUGAACUAGUCAUCUCUGUGACUGUUUUGAACUUUUGGAAAAAAAUCAAAUUAGUCUUUGCCAAAUUAAUUCUUUUUGUUCUAAAACCAAAACCAAAUACACAUACAUACUGCUGAAAUCUUAGUAAAUAAUCCGCAACAAUCCCCUCAUCUACUGGGUUUAAUAAUUCUGGAAAAGGGAGGUAGGGGUGGGACUUGUGGCUUCUUUGCAAUGCAAACCUACUUAUUGACCCAACAAGUAAGAAGCUCUGAAAGUCUUUUUCUUGCCUGUCCUCUGGGAAGAAUAUCGGUGUCUUAACUUGUGGGAAAAGUUAUUGGCAAACUAUAGAUAAAUGGGAGCUGCUGUACACAGCGAGUAGAGAAAUGUCUAAGAAAAGUAGGCUGUCAGGUUAAGGUCUGGAGCUUUCUUAGAGCUCUUUCUUAGAGCUACUUAUUUCUGUGGUUUCAACUUGUAAAAGAAUGAAUUAUGUUAGAAUUCACUAGUAACUUAUUUUCACUUUCAAAACAAAAGAAGCUUUGCUAAAAUCUUAAUAGACUACCUGCAGCUUCUUCCGCAGCUGUUGAAUGAGUAAUCCUGCUUUUUCAAAAAAGGCAGGAAAUGUGGUUCUUCUACUUACUGGGAAUGACUAUAAAAAGCAAGAACUUUGGAAAGUCCAGUUCUUGUCUGUGUGAUGGGAAGGUUGUUACAAAGUCCAACUCAAAAUUGUAGGGAUGACUAUUGAUAAACAACACAGAAAUGGGAAUCUUCCUGUCCUGUACCACAGAGCGGUCUCCUAUAACAAAGUUGGACACUAAAAUUUUAAGGUUACAAGUUUCUAGGAGUUCUGAUUUUUGUACUAGUUAUCUCUCUGAGUGUUUUCAUCUUUUGAAAGGAUGAAAUAUAAUUUUCUACCAAAAUGAUAUGUUAUUCUUGAAAAAAAUAAGCUUUCCUAAAGUCUUGGUUAGUAAUCCUAGAAAAGGAUGGGUGGUGGUGGAGAAAAAGCUGGUUCAUCUGGAAUAUAAGCCUUUUAUUUACUCUGACUGUGGGCAAGUACUCAAAGAGUCUGGUUCUUAUCUGCCAAAUGGGGAAAAUAGUACAGUGUCUAACUAACUCAUAAUUGCAAGGAAAACUGUUAGUAAACCCCAUGUAAAUGUGAGUCCAAAUGCACUAUGAAAUACAGAAAAAGAAAUCAUGUAUAACAAAGCUGGACUCUAAAAUUUUAAAGUUAUACAUUUCCAGGAUUUCUUUGGCCUAGUCAUUUCUUUGAAUGGUUUCAACAUCUGAAAGAAUGAAUUGUACUGUGCUACCAAAAUAAAUUGUUUUUUUUUUUCAACACAAAAUAAGCUUCGCUAAAAUCUUGGUAAACCACCUACUGUGUUCUCCUCAUCUGCUUAGGUUCAUAAUCCAGAAAAAAGUAGGUGGGGGAGCUGUGGGGGAAGUAGUUCAUAAAGAAGCCUACUUACGAUGACUGCAGACAGGCAGCAGCCUUUCAGAGUCUCUGAUCUGUCAAAUGGGGAGAAUAUUACAAUGUCUAAUUCAUAUUUGUGGUGAGAGAAGCGAUUGGUAAAUCCCAUAUUCACGUGACUCCGGCUGCACUGCUGAGUAUAGCAUGAGGAGUCAUGUGUAACAGAGCUGUGCUCUUUGGCUCCUGGGCCUUGAACCUUUGUGCCUGUCAUUUCUGUCAGUGUUUCCAGCUUCUUUCAGAAGCCCUUUUUUUGGCCGAAAUCGUUGGUAAACUCUCUACAAACGUUUUCAUAUACCAGGGUCGAAUCACUGUCCGAUUGAGCAGGUUGUAGCAGCCUCUGAAAAUCUUCUUCUUCUCUGUCAAGUGCAGCUGAUAUUGUAAUACUGAGUUGUCGUUUGUUAUGAGGGAAACUCUUGGCAAACCAUAAGUCAAUGUGAGUGGAGCUGACCAGCAGAACUUAAAAAGAGGAGGCUGGAAAAGUAGGUUGAAGCAGAUCUUGAUGUUACCUUUGUGAAAAGCCAAACAGGAAUUUCUCUUUGAUCCCCAAGGUAGGUAGUACUAAUAAUGAUAAAAUUGCAUAGCACUUUAAAUUUGCAAAGGGAUUUACAGAUAUGACAUUGCUUUAUUCCCACAACCACCUUGGGAGGUAGAUGCUCUCAUUAGUCCCAUUAUACAGAUGAGGAAAACAGAGCUGACAAGAAAAGUAAGGGAAUUGCUUCAGGGCAAGUUUAUUGAGUAUGAGGGUGCUAAUAUGGUCAUACCUGCACUUAAGGAAUAUCACUUUAAAAAAAGGAAUAUUACUCUAGGAGCUCUAUGGAGAGUGGCUUGGGAUAGGGAGAGGCUUGAGGCAGAGAGUUCAAUUCAUGGCUUCAAUUAGGAGGCUAUAAAAUGUUGCCAAAUGAGAGCCUAUACUAGAGUAGGUGGUGAGGAGGUGAUAUAGGUAAGAGAUCUCGAGACAAAACAGUAAGGUUUGGCAAGUGAUUGAAUAUGGGAUGUAAUGGAGAGUGAGGAAUGGAUGUAAAGUGGGGGACUAGAAGGCUGGUGGCUCGUUCAGAAGAGGGCUAGUAACUUUUGGGAGCUGGGGCAGAAAUGAAGUUCAGGCAUGGUUAUGAUGAGUUUGAGGUUCCUCUUCACUAGGGAAUUGGUGACACAUGAUUAUAACUCCAACGGAAAUGGGAUAGAUAUCUCAAGAUCCUAGAAAUGAUCAUUAAAUCAAUAUGAGCUGAUGACAUUACCAGUUGAGAGAGUAUGGAGAAAGGAGAGAACUUUAGAGGAUACAACCACAUUUAGAGAGUGUCUUGGAUAGUGAAUGGUGAUCCAGCAAAGGAAACUGAGAAGGCAUGCGUGCACACGCGCACAUACGUGUUCAUACACUUCCUCCCCUACAGUAUCACCUCUUUUUCGCUUUUAUAUUAUGUUAAGUUUAUAUAUAUGUUAUAGUACUAUUUCUAUGAAAGUGACUCCUUUCUUUAUAUAUCCAACUGCAGUUUCAGAGAGGGAGAGAGAUCAGUGCCCUGAAAACUCAGGAGAAAGUGAGUAUGUGGGAGAUGGAGGAUGACAAUGGAGACAGUCGUUAGAGUCCCCCGAAUCAUUCGUGUGGGCAUCCACUUAGCCCAAAUCUGUGCCUUCUCAUCCGGUGAAAUUUUUUGCCCAAAUUUUCCGUUUGCCACGUUGUCUAGAAGUCUUCCUCUGAUUCGUUUAAUGUUUCAAGGAUAAUAACGUGAUGUUAGAUGUUCAUAUGCUAGCCCUCACCAAUCAGUCAACAAGUAUUUGGUGCCUACCACAUGCCAGACUUGAGGAGGACAGACCCAAAAAUGAGACAAUCCUUACUCUCAAGGAGCUUCUGUUCUAAUGAAGGAGACAGUAAGACUACAUGUAAAAAUAAGGUAAGCCUACCUAUGGUGGUGAGGGAGAGGAGAGAAUCAAAAAAGGCUUCAUGUAGAAAAGGCUGAAUUGAGUAUGUGAAGUACCCAAUAUAUCACUAGUUUUGGCAGGCUCUCACUGUAUGCACUUCUCAUGCUAAUCGAACUUAGGUAGGGACCUCCCUGACACUCAUGAGCGUCAAUUUUCUAGCUUUAUUUCCAUCACGUUGCUACCUUAACACACCUGCAGCCUACCUUGGAAUGCCCCUCCUGCUUGGCCUUCUCGGUGCUAUUCUCCCUGCAGCACUUCUUUGGGGGCCUAUGUUGCCCCUAUUUGGUAUUCUUUCCUUUCUGGCCAUAUUUAUAUAUGGCCACAGUGGCAGGAAGUUGUAUCUGCCAGGCCACAUGUGAUUACCAUUCUUUGUAGUCACAGAAUUCCUCAAUAAACAACUGGCACCAGCUGCAAAGUACUUUGUUGGCAUGUCUGUGUAGGAAGUUGGCUUCGUGGCCUCAGUCUCCUUUUGGAAAGCCUUGUGUGCUUUGUAAGAUGUUGAUUUGCCAGAACCAGCAGUUAGGGCAGGCCAGAGGCCCCAAUCAGUAGAGGUUUCAAAAGGUUUUCUGUUGAGGGGCUGUCCUGAAAUAGUGCUUAAAGCCUAGCAGGACAUCCUCGGGACAGGGUGGGUCUUUCAAAAACAGAUAUGUGCUGGGGAAUUUGUUUUCUGCAUAUUAACAUCAGAUAAAGGAAUAAAGAUGAGUUGCUUCUGUAUACUAGAAUGAAGCUGCACCUUAGAAGAUACUAGUUUAUCUUGAGGGGAAAAAUUAUGAACUGAGGAAAAUGGACUUCUCUUUGUUAAUACAUUGGUUCAGAGCUUUGGGAGUUUCGUCGUUUCAGUCUGUCUUGCUUUUUGCCAGGAAUAAAAUGUUUCCUACAUUCGGAUAACAUUUUUCUCAUUUAAUAUUUGCAAUUCAUCCUUUCCUGAUGAAGUUUCCCACCUUAGAACUCGUCUCUUUAUUCUGGUUGUUUAUUCUACUUAUUUUAAACCAGCGCAUACCAUACUUCACUUUUGUAUUGAAAUAAAUGAAUUCAUGCAUUUGCUUUCUUCACAGCAUGAUAGGAUAACAGCUAGAAUAAAAAUAAUCAACCUAAUAUUUCUUGUUGCUGGAAAAUAAUUAUGAGAAUAUUACACAGAGGAAGCCAUGCUUAAAAUAAAGGCUUCAUAUUGCAUUUAAAACUCAAGUGGGACCUUCAAGUAUUCUGUUUAGUAGAAUAAUAUAUCGAUGAACCCGUGGAGAACUAAUUAUGUUGUUUUCACAUGAAUUACAAAUGCAUCAUUUAGCUGCAUUAUUGUCUUACAUGUGUCCUUUGCAAUUAAUAAUCAUUAAAUGUUGGAAUUAUGAAAUUGGAGAUACCAAAAUACAUACUUUUAAAAUAAGCGAUUAAAGUAAAUACAAUGGUUUUCACUUGAGUUUUACAGCUGACCUACAGGGGUUCUUCCCCUCUAUUGCAAACAGAAUGUUCAAAUGUAAAAAAUAUUGUUCUCCUCUUCACCAAAGUACCCCCACAAAAACCACAUUGGGAAUAGCAAGUUCAUUUCUGCCAAUUAUCUCCACUGCUCUUUUUUUGCUAGCUAGGCCUGUGGAUUUAACUCAGAGACAUCUUUGCUCUCCCUCUCCAAAUAGGAAUUUCCCCAAAGCAUAAUAAAGGAUUGUCGAGUUGAUCUAUUGAGGUUUACAGCAUGAUUGAUAGUAAUUAUAUAGAAAUAUAGAAUGUAUAUUAUGUCAUAUAGUUCAUAUGUAUAUCAUAUAUAUAUGUAUAUAAAAUACUUUGUAAUGCACUAAUUCAUUGGUCUACCAAGUCGCAGAUCCUAGUAGGAAUUGAGCACCACAUCAGUCUGUGCAGUGAGCAAUGGGCCAGUUUGGGGGAACUUUUUCCAGGUCAAGUACUCCUGCCUUGAGGAGGCAGUCCAGUCAGCCUGACAGUAGUAGUGCUUGUACUUUAUAUAGCCCUUCCUUUGUAGAUCUUUGGGUGCAUUAUUAUUAAGACAAGGGCAGAGACUGUCUUUUUCACAAUGGAUUGUGCCCCUUGCACCUUAGAUAGUUGCAGAUAUAUUAGAAAGAAUGUCAUAAAUGUAGAAUUGAAAGUAGCAGUUUUAGAUCUGAAUUUGUUGCAUUUUUCCAUUCAAAACCAGCACAGAUAGAACUUGAUUGAUUGCACCAGUAAUAUCUGAAACUCAGCUACAUUAGAAAUCAGACUCCUUGUCUUUUCUUUCCGUAGUCUCUAUUCCUGUUAUUGGCAUCACCAUCUUUUUACUGCUCCAUACACUUAAGUCUAGAUGAGUCAUCUUUGACUCAUCACUCUUAUGAGCCAGCCUCUAAUCUACGGAAUCAUUAAAUUGUGCUCACUUUUCCUCUAAAUGCCUCUUGCAUCCUUUUUUGUUCCCAUUGCCACUAACUACCUUCAUUGAGGCCCUUAUUAUCUGUCACUUUACAGUCACCCCCUCACUGGUCUGCCUACUCUCAAUAUAUUCCUCUUCCUUUCUCCCAGACAUACUACUAACAGAGCAAUCAUCCUUUCAUUUUUCUGCUUAGAAAUCUUCAGAAUAAAGCCCAAACUCCUUCCUCUGGCAUACAAGGCCUCUGCCUUCUGAUCCCUACAGGAUGGAAUUGCCUUAUCCCCUGUUAAUUUCCAUCAUGUACUCUAUGCUAUAGGCAAAGUAGUCUUAAUGAAUGUUCCCCCCAAACCCCUUCCAAGGCAGUUCAAAUGCUUGGGAAAGAAGAACAGAGUUGUUGAAUGUAAUAGUUUCCCUUCAUCUAAAAAGACCAGAAAUUGAAUAAAAUCAGACCUAGUCUGUAAAUCAUUCUUUUUUUUUUAAUUUUAAACAUUAUUUUAUUUGGUCGUUUUCAUACAUUAUUCACUGGAAACAAAGAUCAUUUUCUUUUCCUCCCCCCCCACCACCUUUCCCUCUCCCAUAGCCGACGCACGAUUCCACUGGUUAUCACAUGUGUUCUUGACUCGAACCCAUUUCCCUGUUGUUGGAAUUUGCAUUAUAGUGUUAAUUUAGAGUCUCUCCUCAGUCUUAUCCCCUCCAACCCUGUAGUCAAGCAGUUGCUUUUCAUCGGUGUUUUUACUCCCACAGUUUAUCUUCUGCUUGUGGAUAGUAUUUUUUAGAUCCCUGCAGGUUGUUCAGGGACACUGCUUUGACACUAAUGGAGAAGUCCAUCACCUUCGAUUGUACCACAAUGUAUCAGUCUCUGUGUACAAUGUUCUCCUGGUUCUGCUCCUUUCGUUCUGCAUCACUUCCUGGAGGUUGUUCCAGUCUCCGUGGAACUCCUCCACUUUAUUAUUCCUUUGAGCACAAUAGUAUUCCAUCACCAACAUAUACCACAAUUUGUUCAGCCAUUCCCCAAUUGACGGGCAUCCCCUCGUUUUCCAAUUUUUGGUCACCACAAAGAGUGCAGCUAUGAGUAUUCUUGUACAAGUCUUUUUCCUUAUUAUCUCUUUGGGGUACAAACCCAGCAGUGCUAUAGCUGGAUCAAAGGGCAGACAGUCUUUUAUCACCCUUUGGGCAUAGUUCCAAAUUGCCCUCCAGAAUGGUUGGAUCAAUUCACAGCUCCACCAGCAAUGAAUUAGUGUACCCACUUUGCCACAUCCCCUCCAGCAUUCAUUCCUUUCCAUAGCUGUCAUGUUAGCCAAUCUGCUAGGUGUGAGGUGAUACCUCAGAGUUGUUUUGAUUUGCAUCUCUCUGAUUAUAAGAGAUGUAGAGCACUUUUUCAUGUGCUUAUUAAUAUUUUUGAUUUCUUUGGCUGAGAACUGCCUGUUCAUGUCCCUUGCCCAUUUGUCAUUUGGAGAAUGGCUUGAUUUUUUGUACAAUUGAUUUAGUUCUUUAUAAAUUUGAGUAAUUAAACCUUUGUCAGAGGUUUUUAUGAAGAUUGUUUCCCAAUUUGUUGCACCCUUCUGAUUUUGGUUACGUUGGUUUUGUUUGUACAAAAACUUUUCAAUUUGAUGUAAUCCAGAUUAUUUAUUUUGCAUUUUGUGACUCUUUCUAAUUCUUGCUUGGUUUUGAAGUCUUUCCCUUCCCAAAGGUCUGACAUGUAUACUAUUCUGUGUUCGCCUAAUUUUCUUAUAGUUUCCUUCUUUAUGUUCAAGUCAGUCACCCAUUUUGAAUUUAUCUUGGUGUAGGGUGUGAGGUGUUGAUCUAAACCUAAUCUUUCCCACACUGUCCUCCAAUUUUCCCAGCAGUUUUUAUGAAAUAGUGGAUUUUUGUCCCAAAAGCUGGGAUCUUUGGGUUUGUCAUAUACUGUCUUGCUGAGGUUGCUUGCCCCCAGUCUAUUCCACUGAUCCUCCUUUCUGUCUCUUAGCCAGUACCAAAUUGUUUUGAUGACCGCUGCUUUAUAAUAUAGUCGGAGAUCUGGGACUGCAAGACCCCCUUCCUUUGUAUUUUUUUUCAUUAUUUCCCUGGAUAUCCUUGAUCUUUUGUUCUUCCAAAUGAACUUUGUUAUGGUUUUUUCUAAAUCAGUAAAAAAACAUUUUGGAAGUUCCAUGGGUAUGGCACUAAAUAGAUAGAUGAGUUUGGGUAGGAUGGUCAUUUUUAUUAUAUUGGCUCGUCUUACCCAUGAGCAGUUAAUGUUCUUCCAAUUGUUCAAGUCUAGUUUUAGUUGUGUGGAAAGUGUUUUGUAGUUGUGUUCAUAUAGAUCCUGUGUUUGUCUCGGGAGAUGCACACAUACACACGUUAUGGACAAGUCAUUUGUUAAAAAUGAGCUAUAAGUAACCUUAAGUGUUUUAAAUUGCUUCAAAAAUUAUAAUAGUUAAGCUAAAUAAGUAGCCAGCAACUAUUCAAAUUUAAGAGUCUUAGAAUUUUUGAGUGAGCCAAGCCCUCUGAGAUGUCUGCUUGACACACGUGAAGAAAGGCCAUGAAGUGAAAUGACAGGGCCUAGGUUCAACCCACUUUCUGCUGCCUUAGCACCUCUGGCUCUUGAGCAAGUCAUUUCACUUUGCUUGGCCUCAGUUUCUUUAUUUUUAAAAUAAGAAUGUCAGACUAGAUGAUUUUGACAGUUCUGUCCAACCCCAAGACCUUAGGCCAUAGGUCUCCCUAAUUGUGGAAAAUAAGGCUUAGAAAGGAGUAAGCAACUUGAUCAUUCCUCCAGGUCAGUUGGUGGCACAUUUGGAAUUAGAAUCCAGGUCUACUACCUCUUUCCAAGACAUUGUAAGGAAGAAGCACAGACUUCCCAACCAUUCUCAUCUCUUCUCUGGUUGCAUUGCACUGAUGCUAAUAAUAAGUGCCCCCACUGAUAUAGCACUUAAAGGUUUACUACAACCCUUUGGAGGCAAGUAUUCUGAGCUUUAUUGGCUUUUUUUAUGGAUGAAGAAACCAAGUCAUUGAAAGGUUCAUUGACUUCCUCAUGGCCACAAAACUGAUGAGUGUCAGAAGCCCAAAGCAAACUCUACUGUCUUCCCUUUUCAUACAUCUCUUCAGGGCAUGAAUUUUCACUGGUUCAGGGAGUAAAGAUGAGCUCCAUUAUAGGAAGAAGAAAUUGCAGGCAAGGACCCAAUCGAGAUGGGAAGGAAAACAAGGUGAAGACAAAAACCCAGGAACAUAAUGGAAGCAAGGGAAAGGAAGUCAGUUUCUUCAGAUUAUUCACCACUGUAGUUAGCUGCUUUGUUCUUCUUCAUUGAAGUCGAGCUGGGCUUCCUUUUUCUGGCAUUAUAUGGUUCCAGAAUGCUCUGUAGCUCACUGGCCCUGAAUGGCUGCAUACCAAUGAUGCACUCAUGGCAUUCCUAACACAAGCCCUGGGAACUAACAAGUUCCCUGGGAGUGAGCUUUAGAAAGAUUGAAUUCUGUCCCGGAAAGUUGGAAUGUCGUAUUCCACUUCCUUGCCUUUGAGGUACUUGUAUGUAAGAUGGCAUCUCUACUCAUCUUCGCACUGACCAUUUAUUUGACUUGACUCCUCCCUGUCAUUCUCCUGAUCCUGCCAUAUAACAAAGAAGUUACUGUGUUGAGUGGUUCUCUGAACUCAUAGGACUUUGUUAAUGAUUUUACUCUACCUGUUUCUUUUUGCAUUUGGUCUAAAAGCAUGUGCCGCACAUCCUGCCUCCACCCUAAGGCACUCCCCUACAGGGGUAGUAGGGCACUGAGCUCAGGGGCCUGAUGGAGUCCUGCAGCGGGGUGAGAAAUAAGGAGAUCACUGUCCUUGAUGCUCUCCCCACUCUCAAGGCAGAGGGAGAAGUGAGAAAGUAAGUUUCAGAAUUGAUGUGAUCCUGAAAAGGAUGAUGGCUCCCACCUUACCUUUGUAGCUUUUACUUCAUAACUCUCUGCCAAGCUUUCUACUCACCGGUCAUUUUACCUACCUCUGUGUUUCCCAAGAAGAAUCUUGGCUUCUCAACCUUGGCUCAUACUCUCACCUAUGUUUGCAAUGACCUCUAUCUCCACUUCUUGCUUGACCUCUUGAAUUCCUGCUCAUCCUUUAAGGCCAACAUAAAUAUGCCCUCUUUCAGGAAUCCUCCCUAGAUCUCCUGUCACUAAUGACCCUACCUAGACCUCAUGUAGCUUUCUAAUUCACUUCUCGUAAAAUAAUAUCUGUUGUCAUUGUUAUUGUUGAUGUUUUAUCCCUCUACUAGUCUGUGAGAUCUGCAAAGGCAAAGGUGGUGUCUUCUCUAAACUUUCUAUUCCAGCUGCCUUAGCAUAGUACUCUGUCAGGAAAUCUUUGAUGACUUGGAGGAAAAACCAGAUUACUUCUCUCCAGUGGUUUCACCAGUUGAAACAAGUUACUUUACUUUCUGCUUUUUGCAGAUGUCUUGGGGUUGAGAUGAAAGGAAUAGAUUAUGGGUCUUUUGUCAGUAGUCAUAUUGCCACACCUGCACGGUACCUUCCUUUCCUCCCGCUCUACCCCCUUUAUUUUGGAUUUUAUACAUUCUCUCAAUCUCAACUCAACUGCCACCUUUUCUAUGAAGCUUUCAUCCCCCAUAUGGGGAAUGAUCCUUAUCUUCAGACCUCAUGUGGCACUGUGCUUUGAAACUCUUUGACACAUUAAGUAAUAUUGUUUAUUAGCAAUCUAUGUUUGCAUCUUAUCCCCUAUUGGAUUGUCAGAUCUAUGCUGUCAUCUAAAUUUAUCUUUGCCAUAUAGCUCUCCUGAACUCCAGUCCCCCAUUACCAUCUGCUUGUUGGACAUUUCCACCUUCAUAUCCCAUUGACGUUUCAAAUUCAGCUUUUCUGAAAUGGAACUUAUAUUUCUCCUCCAGCCCAUGCCUCCUCCAAGUCUCUUCUCUCUCCUUUCCCCAACCUAAUGAGUUACAAAUCUUAUUGAUUUUCCUUCAUUGUAUCUGUCUCAUCUUCAUUCAUAGAACUCCUGUUCUUAUUCAGACCAUCAUCAUCUAUCUGUUGCCUAGAUCCUUGGAGAAGCCUUCUCCUUGUUCUCCCUGCUUGCAGUAUCUCCCUCCUCCAAUCCAUCCUGACAAACUUAUUCCUAAAGCACAGGCAUAACACUCUUACCCCUCGUCUUAAAAAUGCUUGGUGUCUCCCUACUGUCAGAUACAGUACAGAAUCCCCAGUCUGACAUUUAAUACUCUCCAUCAUCUGACUCACUUCUCUGUCUUAUUUCAUUCAACUCUACUUAACCCAUAUUAUUGUGCUCAUUUAUUCUGAAUUCAUUCAAAGUUUCCUGUGCACAAUACUCCAUCUCCCACCAUAAUGCCAUUGCGUAGGAGGCUUCCUAUGUUUAUAAGGUAAUAUUCCUAUCCUUCUUCCUCUUAGAAUCCAUAACUUCCAUCAAAGGACAGCUCAUGAUUAUUGUUCCAGAGCUGUCCAAGGAGUGAGGGUAUUGGGGGUGGGGAAGGAAGGGGGGCAAGAAGGUAAACUAGAACACUGAUAUCAAACAAAAUAGAAAUGAAUCACUAAAGGCCAAGUAGAAUGACUUAGAAAACCACAAAUUAACAUUAACUACAUCACAUUAUUUUUUUUAAUUUUGUUAAACAUUUCUCAAUUACAUUUUAAUCUGGCUUGGUCCCCAUUCAGGAGUUGUGCUGCAGCAAGUUUGAAAGUCUGGUUUAGAAUAUGAAAUGCCACUGUGGCUAACUGGAUAUAUUCAUAUGUUAUUUUCACCAAUCUGUUCAAUGAGGCCCCAGAGUACUAACCAGAGAGUUUAGCGCACCCCCCCCCCAAGGUAUGGCCUUUAGUCCAGAAAGUUUAGCAACAGGUAGGUGACAAGCUUCACAUCAUUAAAAAGGUUGAGUUGAGCGUGAAGGAGACCAGAAAUCUCCAGAAGCAAAGGGAAGGAGGAAAUAUAGUUGUAUAUGUAAUAUGGGAUGAUCACCUGUAUAUGAGGAAUGGACUGCCAGUGUGAAGGUCCGUUUGGGCAUAUUUUGAAUAUGGAGAGGGAGAGAAUGUCUAAUAUAGCGGGGAAAGUAGGAUGCAGCCAGUUGGAAGCUUUAAGUGCUAAGCAGAGGAAUUUUUCUUUGUUCUAGAGGAAUUACAGAGCCCCUAGAGCUUACUGAGAAGAGUGGUGUGAUAGGAUCAGAUCUGCAUUUUAGGAAAAUCAUUUUGGUAGCCUUGUGGCAGGUGGACUGGCAAGACUAGAGUCAGGAAGGCCAAUGAAGACACUAAUGCAAUAGUCCAACCAAAAGGUAAUGAAGACCUGAACUAAGGUGAUGGCCAUGGGUAGAAAAAAGGAGAUAGAUGUGAGAGAUGUUAUAGAGGUAGAAAAUGAAAGAUUUGGCAACCAAUCAGGUAUGUGGGUUGAAUGAAAGUAAAGAGUCAGAUGACACUACAGUUGGGAACCUGGGUGAAUAGGAGGAUAGUGGUACCCUUGACAGACAUGGGGAAACUUGGAAAAGGAAUGGGUUCAGGGAAAUGAUGAUGUUUGUUUGGAUGGAGCAUUUUGAAUUUGACUUUGUUGUGCCAACAGAAUGUUCAGUUCAGCAUACUAGAGCAAAAUAUAUAGAUCUUGUAUAGAGUUCCCUAUACCACUGAAAUCAUAAGUCUGGGUGUCUUCCCUCUCCCCUCCUUCACCCCACCCCAAAAUUGCUUUGUCUUUACUUUGCUCUAUCGUCCCCCAAUAGACUGCAUGCUUUUUGAGGCAGGAUCUUAAGUCCUCUAGAAUGUUUGUCUGGUUUUGUUUUUCUUGUAGCCAGGUGAGUCUUGGUAAGAAAUGAGGCAUUUUUUUGGUAAGAAAUGCCAUAUUUACUGUAUCUCCCAUCAAUAAGAAUUGGAAUUGGUCUCAGAGACUGAUACCUGGUUAGCUGGCAUUUUAGAUAGAAUGUCAAGUGUAUUUUUAAGGAAGAAAACCAAAUGAUCUGCAUUUCUGUUUUUUGAACUGAAGAUGGGAUUUGAAGGAAUGAACUAGAUAAAAGUUUUUGUUUUUUUUUCCAGGAUUGUUAUGUACAUGAUAGUCGGUUAAGGCUACUAAUAGAUACAUUGACAAAUUCAACAAAGUUCUUAUAAUUGGAACAAUCCAGGACAUCAAAUCCUUGUCCUAUGGUACGUUCCUUAAGUGUUAACUCGGUGGGUCAGAUGUGAGAUUGUCUCUGAGAGUCUGAGAUGCCUUAUCCCUACCAAAGGCCCUUCAGGAUUCCUUGGAAAUGAAUAACUCUAUAUUUCCUCUUUUUUCCCCUGAUGACUGAUGCUGCCCUUUCUCUUCUAUGCCACAUCUGUUUCAGUAGCAACAUCAUUACGGGGGUGACACUUGUAAUGUUGUGCCAUGAUACUGACAACAAUGACUUUCAGCCAGUGAAAGGGCAUCCAUCAUGAGGGAACACAGGUGAACAAUCCAAGGCACAGCAGCCACAUUAUCAAAGGCACUGAUCAGCUGGAAUCACAAGCGCUUAUUCUAGACAGGAUUUGUUUCAUGUUGUUCGGUUGUCUAGCCCUUUCCUCCUCCUCAAAACAAGUGGUCUUUAAUAAUCUCCUUCUUUAUGUAGGUGACCAUCUCAGAGUUUGGGGUAUGGGCUCCAAUCCCUUCAGAGCUUUUGGAAGCCAUUUGGAUGGCAUGUAAAGAAUGAGCGUAUGCAGUGCUUAAUACAGAAAGGUCAAUUCUGCCAUAGUGACCACUGAAGCAUAAUGUGGCAAAUGAGGGCCUUUUUUUCAACUCAUCCAUCUGGAAACAUUUGAACUUCCCUUUUCAAGAAGUUGCAGAAUUUCACAUCUGUUGUAUCCUUACUGAAUAGCAGGGUAAAGCUGACUUUACACCUGUGCCAACUGAUUGAAAAUGCCAAAGACUUUGUCGAAAAAAUGGUAAUAGGCAGUUUUAGCUGGCAGCAGAUCUCACUUGUCAGUGCCCUUCCUAAUUAUUAUGAUCUAAGCUGGUUGAAAACUGAUAGAGCUCCAUUUCUCUGAAGUUCUUCAUUAUUUGAGGGAAUGGACGGUUUCAAUUAGGGUUAGCUCUCCCAAGUUGUGGGAUUUGGCUUAAAAGGCUUUAUUUCCUUCCCAGUACUUGAAAAUCAUAAUUGGGGGGUUCUUUUUUAAGGGAAAAAGGGGUCAUUGAAAUCACCGUAUGUGUCUCUUCCACAAGGUAUGUCUUUGGUUUACAGCCUGCUGAGUUCUAUAUAUUCGGUUUCAAUUGUGUAGCUAGUGAAUAAAGGAGAAAUAAGACUGAAACAUGAGGAGGUGGUCAAUCUUUUAUUGGUUUGUCUGAUUAUAAUUGUAAGGAAGCUAACAUUUUUAUUGGAUACCCCUUGCCCAUUCUGUGGAAGUUAACUAGCUGAUAACUUUUGUAAUCUCAGGAUUAGCCAAUCAUCCUAGUCAUUUGGUGUAAUUCCAGCAAGGACUUCUGAUAAAGGCCUGUCACUUCCCUAUGCAGAAAACCUUCUAUAGUACCCCCAUCAUCUAUUGGAUUAAGUCAGUACUCCUAAUCCUGGCUUUCAAAGAUCAAUGUCUCCUCUGAAAAUUUCCAAUACCUAGAAUCUGUGCCUUUCACACUAUAAUACUUGUGUGCAUGCUCUAUCUCCCAGAAUCAAUUGUAAGCUGCAGGGCAGACCUAUAUAUAGUAUUCCCUGCCAUCAUCAUGUAAUUUAGAUAAUCAAAUCUUCUGCACAACAAAAAGGGGUCUUUAAUUUCAAACAUUUUUAAAAACUGGUUAUAUUGCAAUUGGGAGGAAUUUCAUCACAGUACUUGGACUUAGUAUAACUUAUAUUCAUGAUGACAAGUUAAUUAUUAGUAUUUACUAUCAAAAAGAAGUAUGAAUUGUCUGGUUUUUGGGAUUUUGAAAGAUGUAAAAAAUUGUGACUUUUUAACGAGAGGACAGAUAGCUAUAAUCAAUCAGGAAGCAUUUAUUAAGUGCCGGCUACAUGUGAGUCACUGCUCUAGGUACUGGUAAGACAAAGGCAAAAAUAAAACUGUCCCUGCCUUCAAGGAGCUUCUGCUGCACAAGUAUUUGGUGAAUAAAUACCAAUGAUAACCAGUAUAGCUGAGGGAGGAGAGGACCAACUCUGUGUCAAAAGUAGUGCUCAAGCUGAGUUUUGAAAGAAAUAAAGGCUUCCGCAAGUGUUCUACCGGAAGAAAGAGUACAUUGAAAACAUAGGGAUAGCCAGAGCAAAGGAGAUGGAGAGCCUUGUGGGAAGAAAGGCCAUCAGGCCAGUUUGACUGAACCAGAGAGUGAAUGAAGGAAAGUAAUGUAUCGUCUGGUUAUCUGGGGAUCAGUUGUGAGAAUGAACUUAAAAGCUCAAUGAGAGGAGCUUACAUUUGAUCGUAGAGGCAACAGAGAACCACUGGAGUUUGCCAAGAAGGGGAAUAACACAGACAGACCAGCACAUUAAGAAAAUCUCUUUGGCAGCUAUGUGAAUGAUGGUCUGAAAGUACAGGGAGAUUUGGACCUUGGUCUCAAAUGGAGAGACUAUUGUGGUAGUCCAGGCAAGAAAUGAUGAAGUUCCCAACUAAAGUGGUAGUUUUGAGAGUAGUAACAAGGGGUCAGAGGUGAAUGACGUUGUGAAUGUAGAAUUAUAACAGUUCAUCAACUGAUUAGACAUGUGGUUAAGUGAGGAGACGAGGAAUAAAACCAAGAUUGCCCACUAGAAUUGUGACAAAGACGGUGAUGUCCUUUUUAGUAAUAAAAGUUCAAGGGACUCAGUGGGCAGAGAGCCAGGCCUGGAGAUGGGAGGUCCUGGGUUUCUCAGACACUUCCUUUGGCUGGCUUUGUGACCCUGGUGGUGGGGUGAGAGGUACGUACAUUGGCUGUUUGAUAGAUACACACAUACAUAGAUUUGUAUGGAUAUCAUUAAAGCUAUAGGAGUUAAUGAAGUGGAAGAGGAGAGAGAGAGAGAGAGAGAGAGAGAGAGAGAGGAGCUCAGAAAGGUUAGAGGUCCUCCUAGGCCUCAGUUAGGAGACACAGUAGAGAUGAAAACCCAGAAAAGGGGAUUAAGCAGAGUAGUCAGGUAGGAGAGAGAACCAAGAAAGUAGUAUAACCAAAACAGAGAUGAAAGAGUAUCUAGGAGGAAAAGGUGCUGCAGAGGAUGGCCAGGUGGCUUGCACUUUCAUCUGGGAAAACCAGUUUCUUUCAAUGUUAGAAGAAGAGAGCACCAAUGAAAGCAAGUUUGUAAAUUCCAGCAUGGGAAUUCCGGAGGGCACCAUAGGAAGGGUACGCAGAGUUAGAGUAGGACAGGAGAGGAAUAGAAUUUAGGAGGACAGAGAAGAGAGCAUAUGAGCCGACAAUUAGCACUUGGGGGGAAGGUGAAGGUUUGAUUUUUCAGGCUUUGGGUCUCUCGGUUUGGGAUUGGAGAAAGCUAGAGUUUAGAUGGAUCUCUUUUUCAUGUUUAAAAAGUCACAAAACAAGCAAUUUUCACUUAGAGACUUGAAUACUAUUCUGACAGCUUCUUCCUCCUAGGUCGAUUAUCUUAAUAUUCCAUUACAUUAGGCUGACAGUUUACCGCUUACAAAGGACUUGAGUGUCCACUCUCUACUUUGUUCCUUCUAAAGUACACAAGAGUAGUCGGGGCCAGUAUGAUCACAUUCGUUAGACAUUUGUUGAAACUGAGGCUGAUGGUGGUGAAGUGACUUGCCUAAAGUCACACAGUUAGUAGAGGGCAGAGCCUCCCUACUCUAAGUGCCAUGCUUUAUUUUACUAUGACAUCUUGCCUUCCUCGUGUGUUUAUAAGAACUAGAAGUUGGAAGCCAAAAGUGAUGGCAUUGUUUUGGCUCCAUUUAAUUUAAAUGAAGAGUGGAGGAGAUGAAGUUAGAAAGAAAACUUUUCUCUGGCCUCUCCCCACUUCCAACCAACCUCAACCAAUUUACUUAGUUAGGGAUUGCCCGUCCUUUCCUCCUUGUGAGGCCUUAAAAUGCAGCUAUUCUGAGCAUCUGAGAUUAUAAAUGAAGGAAAUUGAAACUUACUACCAUGUGUACUGAUUACUUUGAGUUUCCUGACCUUUGUCAGAACUAAUGAGAUUACGGAUCUGGCCUAGAGAACAGAUAGAGAUGAUCAUAGACUUGCCUGAUUUCCAAGGUGAGGAGCCUUAUUAAAAAAAAAAAAGAUAAUGAUGCCCACAAACCUAGAUGCCUUGUUUCAUUCACUGCCUUUAUUUCCUUCACCCCUCUCCUGUUUAGAGUUUAAUAAAACAAAAUCAUUUGGGGCCUCAAAGUGACAGAAACAAAGAGCUAUUAGCUAUGGUUUUGUCCUUGGAAUGCAAUCAUUUCUUAUCUAACAGAGUUGUGCUUCCAGGGCUUAAACUCCCUGUUAGAAGGGUCCAGCUUGCUGGGUAAUUAGUGAAAAAGAUCACCUUUGAAAGCUAAUUGAGGCCAAGGUCCUGGUUUUUUUCUCUGCAGCUUUUCAUUGUGCAUAUUGAAACCAAUUAGUCGUUUAGGACAUCCAAAUGAGAAAGGCCUACUCCAGUUAUGUGAACUCUGUUCGCUAAGGGUCACAGUCAAGUGUGAGAAAUCAUCUGGGGCCAAUCUAGAGGCAUUUAUAAAAGUAUCUCUUAGGCAGUAUCAGAAAGAAGAUGGAGGCACCCACCACCCUUUCUCUUGGGAAUUUAAAGCCUUGGUGGGCAGACAAGAUGUACACAAAUGAAACAAUUAGACAGUAGUAGACUGGAAGAGACCAUCUAGCUUUGGGACUCUCACUUGGUUUGCAUCUCAGAAAUGCUAACCGUGGUGGUAUAAUUGUAAAUGCCUAGAGGAAUUCAAAAAGGAGGGAGGUCGGGGCCAGCUUCCUGAGGUCCGAUUGGCAGUCAAAGAACCUGAAUUCAAAUCUUUGCUCUUCCAAUUGCCAGUGCCCUGACCCUGAACAAGUUGCUUCUCCUCCCAGAAACUCCGUUUCCUUGCCUGCAAAUUGAGGGGCUUGGACUGGAUGGCCACUAAAUUCCUUUCCAUUUCUAAAUUUGUGCUCUUAUGGUCCAUGUAGGCAGGAAGAAUCCAAAGGCCUUUUGGAAGCAUUUAACUGCCUGCUUUGUGUAUGCCUAUACAAACUUUGGUGUUUCAGCUGGCUUCAAUCCGGUCUGGCUGGCAUUGAGAGUCUCAUACCUUGAUUUCUUCUUCAUACUCAUUCAGAGUAACCGAGAUCAAGUUAGCACAGAGACACUUCAGGGUCUCGGGGAAAGAACACUAGAGUGGAAAAUGCCAAACCUGGGUUUAAGUGCUGGCUCUGUCACUUGCUAGCCAAGUGACCAAGGGCAAGUCAUUGACCCUUGAUGAGCCUCAGUAUUCUCUUUUGUAAAAUGGACAUCCUGUGAACUCCUCAAAGACAUGGUCUGUCUUGGUCUAUCUUUGUAUCCUCAGAGCUUCACACCAUGUCUGGUGCAUAGUAUGCAGUUAAUAAGUGUUUAUUGACUAUUAUCUGACUUACAGUGUUUUAAAUCAUACCUUUGGUGCUGGAAACAGCCUCAAAGGCAAUUUAAUCCAACCCUGCAGCCCUACUUCCAUGUCUUUUGCACAGAUGAAGAAACUGAAUGAGUGGCUAACCCGGAUUUGAAUUUAGGUCAAUUCAUUCUUAAUCUGUAGCCCCUUGUCAAUGUGCUGUGUACCUGUCUUUUUUUACACCUUCUGUCUUGGAAUCAAUACUGUGUAUUGGUAUCCAAGGUAGAAGAGUGGUGAAGGCUAGGCAAUGGGAGUUAAAUGACUUGCCCAGGGUCACAAUGCUAGGAAGUAUCUGAGGCCAAAUUUGAACCCAGAGCCUUCUGUCUCUAUUCCUGGUUCUCUAUCCACUGUGCCACCCAGCUACUCCUGAUGUGUGCCUGUCUUAGCAAUAGUCAGUCAUUCAAUAAAUUUUUAUUCAGGGUCUAUCUACAAUGUGCCAGGUGAUGUGCUAGAUGCUGAAGACACAAAGAGGGGCAAAAAACGGUCCCUAUUCUCAAGGAGCUGACAAUCUAAUGGAAACAACAUAGAAAGAAGUAUUUCCAAACAAGUUACAUACAGGAUAAAUAAUUGAGAGGGAAGUAAUUAGAAUGAAGUGGGGUUGGGAAAGGUUUCCUCUAGAAGAUGGGAUUUGAAGGAAGCCAGAUGGGUAGAAUGAGUUGAGGAGAAAGAACAUUCCAGGCAUGGUAGACAGCCAGAGAGAAUACUGGGAGCUCAGAGAUGGCAUGUCUUGGUCCUUAAAUGACCAAGAAGACCAGUGGCACUGGAUCAAAGAUUAGAGAAUAAAGAAAACUUGGAGGGAACACCUGAGUGGCUCAAUGGAUUGAGAGCCAGGCCUGGAGACUAGAGGUCCUGAGUUCCAAUCUGGCCUCAAUCAUUUCCUAGCUAUGUGACCCUGGGUAAGUCACCUAACCCCCACUGACGUACCACUCUUCUGCCUUGGAACCAAUACACAGUAUUGAUUCUAAGAUGGAAGAGAAGAGUUUAAGAAAAAGAAGACUGGGGAGACAGGGAAAGAGGUACAGAGAGAAGGCUAGAUUAGAAUGUCUAAUGCAGGACUUUGUAUUUAAACCUGAAGGUGACAGGCAGCCACCAAAUUGUCAAAAGAAAUGCCACAACUAUGCAGUAGAGAAGUAAAAGAAAAUGAUUAAUGGGAAAGUAUAUGUGAGGAGGGGAGGGGAGGAAGGCUGCAGGAAAACAUAAAUAUACGGAUACAUACCUAUGUACCUGUGUGCAGUUUUUUUCUCUUAUACAGACACAUUUUUCCCCAGCAGGCACAAAUGCAGUGACGAGUUUGAGGGUUCUUUCCUCACUCUGAGUUUUUAAAGGCAGCUGUCAAGACAUGUGCCGUUAUCUCCUUUCUAACAGGUUGGCAUUAGUAAAGUUACCACCUUUAGAUCCAGAUAAGUGGUCGUCGUUCGGUUAUGUCCAAGUCUUUGUGACCACAUGGGCCAUAGCUCACCAGGCCCUUCUGACAUCACUAUCCUUCGAAGUCUGUCCAAGCUUGUUUGUUGCUUCCUUCAUACUAUCUGUCUCUUUCAUCCUCUGUUGUCUCCUUUUCCUUUUGCCUUCAAUCUUUCUGAGCAUCAGGAUCUUUUCCAAUGAGUCCUGCCUUAUUCAUCAUGUGGCCAAAGUAUUUAAGCUUCAGCCUCAGUAUUUGACCUCUUCAGUGAAAGUUGAUUUGGCAAAAGGCACGUUUCCUCUAAAUUGUAAAUAAUUCCAUUGGGUUUGUUUUGUUUUGAAGGUGGGAUGGAGCAGGGAGGGAGAGGAUUAUAUACUUGUUGCCUGAGUAAAUGGGUCACAUCUUUAGUGCCGGCAUGUGCCCUUCUCUGGUUGACAGGGCAUUUUAUUGAAAAUAAGGGCCUUGGUAAAUGAAAUAGCUAACGACGCUUUAGUUGUGCAUCACUCGAGUUACUGUAGAAGAUGGGAUUUCUUUUGUAGGAGUUAAUUGCUAAAAAUUAGAAACAUAGCAAAGGGCUUGCUCUGUUGAAACUUUUUAAGUUAUAAAUAAAACAUGCAAAGGCUUAAUACUCAAAAAAUGACCGUAUCUUUAUUGAUUUGAUCUCCUUGCUGUCCAGGAGACUCUCAAAAGUCGUCUUCAGCACCACACUUUGAAAGUGUCGAUUCUGCAGUGAACUUUCCUUAUGGUCUAGUUCUCACAGUCACACGGUACUCCUGGAAGAACCAUGGCUUUGACUAUACUGACCUUUGUCAGCAAGGUGAUGUCUCUGAGGCUUUUAGUAUGCUGUCCAGAUUUGCCAUGGCUUUCCUUCCAAGGAGUGAGCGUCUUUUAAUUUCAUGGCUGCAGUCACCAUCUGCAGUGAUCUUUGAGCCCAAGAAUAGGAAAUCUGACACUGCUUCCAUUUCUUCUUUUUCUAUUUCCCAGGAAGUGAUGGGACCAGAUGACAGGAUCUGAAUUUUUUUGAUGUUGAGCUUCAAGCCAACUUUUAUAGUCUCCUCUUUCACCCUCAUCAAGAGGCUGUUUAAUUCCGUUUCAUUUUCUGCCAUCAGAGUGCUAUCAUCUGCAUAUCUGAGAUUAUUGAUAUUUCUCUCAGCAACCUUCCUUUCAGCUUUGGAUUCAUCCACCCUAGCAUUUCACACGUGUACUUUGCAUAAGGUGACAGUACUCUUAAGCCAAUCAGUUGUUCUGUCUUCAGUCCUAGGUCUUGCCAGAUGAGAAAUGAAUGUCCAAAAGAUGGAACUGAGAAUGUACUUGUUGGUGUUCCUGGAGAUCCACAAGACAGCUUCUCUCUGUUUCACCUGGGACAAAUUACUUCUGGGCUUCAGUGUCUCCUUCCAGGCUUCUUCUUUUCAAGUCCACAGAUUUUUUGCAGGGGCUUAGAGUGCUCUAAGAAGCCACUGUGCUAGGUUCUGUUAAGAUCAAGGCAAGGCAUUCGUGUCCUCAGGGAGCCUGCAUUAUAGGAGAGACUAUAUGUAUACAAAAAGGAAAAAUGACGACUAAAGGAAAAUUUGAAGAAAUAGGGCACUACCACCUGGGGAGAUGGGGCAGUACCCUUGGUAGACUUGAAGGAGGCUCAUGAUUUUGGAAGAUUCAAAAUGAGCAAGCAAGCUGCACGUUCUAGACCUGAGGAAAACCACCACUGGGGGCUCUAGCGAUGAUCUAGAAAAAUUUUUCAGAAGGGCAAGAUUCAGAACUCAGGAACCGAUUUUGUGAGUCAUAUGUCUUAAGCUUCUUGAGUGAGAUAUCAGUUGACUCACAUUUUAUUAACACUAUUAAAAAAAAUUAAGCACAUCCAUGUUUUUCUCUGAAGCCCACAUACAGUGUUCUGUUCAACACAAGUUGUUGGGACAAAUCAACAUCAUUUGCCUAACAGAAUGGUACAACUUCUUUCUUUGGAACCAGGGGUUGGUCCCAAUCUCCCCAAGUAUUUCCCGGGCCCCUGGAAGGGCAGUGGGGCUCUUCCAGAUGUACAGAGUCAAGAAUUCCCUUGAGAGAAUUUAGGUGAGUUUUCCCUCAGGGAGUUAUCUCCACACCAACCUCCUUCCCCUAGACUUAGGUUUUAUUAAGUGCCUACUGUAAAACCGGGUACUGUACUAAGCCAUGGGGAUACGAAAGGGGGUUCCUUUCCUCGAGGAGCUUGCAGUCCGAUGGAGGAGAUGACAUGCAAAUAGCCAUGUAAAAGCAGGUCUAAUGUCAGAAUCAAUUGGAGGUGAUCUUGGAGGGAAGACUCUAAGAUAGAAAGACAAUUCACCAACCUUUCACGGGUCUAGGCACGUGGGAGAGAGGACAGUGGCUGUAGUCUGAGCAGAUUUCUCUACAAAUGCAAAGAAUUUACUAUUGAGUGCCAAUUAGCUAUGGAUUUUGCUCUGUGGUGCUGCUGCACACUAAGUCCAGACCCCAGGCAGCCUCUUCCCCACAUGUGGUAGGCAGGUCUCUGUUCCACACCCCCCACCUCCCCCAAAUCUGCCACAUAAGCUGCCCUAUUGGAAUGUAUUUUAGACUCACCAGUCUAUUUUAGCAGUGGCUAAUUGCAUUCCAGAGACUUUCUAUGGUUUUUAAAGGUCAGUAGUGGGGGGACAGAAUUUUAAAAGCCCUGCACCUUUCAAGAGAAAAUGGAAAAGUUUUAAGCUGCUACCUUGAGCGCUUCCUGUUUCCUGCAUCCCUGCAACUUAGCUUCUCAACCUGAGAAUGACAUUGCAGGGGCCUCCACCUCGCCUCCGCACCCCUCCCCUGAAAGCCCACAGAGCAAAGCCUGCUGCAGUUGUACAGAGAACUAGCUUGGAUUUGGAGGCUGUCCUGACGCCAUAUCGCUUUCUAAUCUUUUUGAAUGAUGACUCACUUCACAGGCCCCAGAGGAUUUUCAAUUGCUUUCCAAAUCUAAAUAAAUGAUUUGGGGAUUAUUUGCCAUUUUGAAUUAACCAUGCCACUGUUCCUCUCCAUUAGUGUAGAUAAUUGAGAGUUGACUAUAUAUUCCAUGUGAAAUAGAAAAAGAAUUGAACAUGUUUAUUUAUGGCCCACAGCCUGCCUGCUUCCUGACAGGAGAGGAGGGGCCGGGGAACGCCAGGAAUCAUUCCUUUUGAUGGCUGCAUUUUCAGACAGCCAAAGCCAGACCACCCGUUUGGGGUACAACUUCGAAACGGAAAAGAAUGUGCCAACCUCCACCUUGUGGAGGGAGUUUCCUCACCUGUGCCUUCCCUAGACUAGUGAAAGGUAGUGGCCCCAGGGUUGGUGAGUUGGCCUUCCAUCUUAGAGCCUUCCCUCCAAGAUUUUCUCCAAUCUUUCGGUCAUUUUAUCCUGUUUUAACGUGGCUGUUUGCAUGUUGUCUCCUCUAUUAUUAGGCUGUGAGUUACUCAAGGGAAGGAACUCUCCUUUUGGCCCCAGGCCUUAGAACAGUGCCUGCUUUUCAGCAGGCAUGUAACAACUACUAGCUGACUAGCUGCUAAUGUAUUACAGUCACAAGGCCUACCUCUCCUUUCUCUGAAUGUAUACAAGUAUAUUAUCAUUUUAGAGAAGCUUCCAGAGGGCAAUUUGACCUUUAAAACCAGUAAUCAAGAGGUGAGUCUGCUUUCUUUCAAAAGCAUUGAUAUGUCAAAAGGUACCGAUCAUAGGAUUUCUUUCAAUUGCCUACACCCAACCCCUUUUGGCAUUGAAAACAUAGUGAAUCUACAGACACUUGGUUUACAUCAAAUAUUGCUGGUAUGCACAUAUUGUACAAAGUAAGAGAAGUGUGUUGCUCCCAGAAUGUGCAGGUACCAUCUGUAUUUGACCCAAGGAGAAGAAAAAAGAAAGCGCCUUCUCUGUAUGUGUGUAGGGGGCCAUUUACUAGCUGUGUGACCCUGAGCAAGUGUCUCCACCUCUCUGAUCCCCAGUUCCAUAAUUUUUAAAAAUGUAACCUGCCUCCCUGAGUUGUUGUAACUGCCAGACUUUGUGUUAAGCUUACCUAUCCUUGGGCUUUUUGACCUUUCAUUAUUCUUCAACUUGUCCAAUUGAAAUGAGGGGUUCUUUGAUCUAGAGGGGUACAUGCAUGCAUGUGCGUGUGUGAGGAGAGAGAUUGUUGAAUUCAUCUACUUUCAAUGGAUUUUGAAAUGUUGUAUUUUAGGAAUUGUUUAAUCUUGUUUUUCUGUAAGCUGCUUGUUCCUUUCUGUCAUCCUAGGCCUGGCUAAAGGCUGAAAUAAUUGAGGUCUUCUGUUCUCUUAGUGUCAGUGGGCUGCAUCCAGUUAGUAGCUCCUUUCCCCUCACUAGUCUCUAGGGAUGAUUACUCAGAUCUGAUUUCUGUCCAGAGAUUUUUCAGAUCUUCAUUUUAAACUUGCUUUAAAUGACUUAAUGUAGAAAUACAACAGAAAUGCCCUGUUGCUUGUUUAGGUCCCGCUGAAGGGACGGAUGGAUGCCUUGCCUUGUGAUUGGAGGACACACUGCUUUUUAUCUGUAGAGUGCUUUACGCUUUUCAAAUGCAUCGUCUUAUUUGCUCCACAGAAUGACCCUAUUUCUAAUGUGCCUCUCUUCCCUCUUCUCUCCCAUGCCCCCCCUUGAUUCCUUUGAGCCCUGUGAAAAUUUUUAAGGGUCUAACUUGUUAGGAGCUUAUCUGUUCAGCCGUCCUUGGCAAUGGCAUCAGAAGUUAUCAGCUGGAGUUUUCUAGCACCUUCUAGCUCCUUAGAGUCAGAGGCAUAAUAAGAUCUUGCCUUGUCCCCAUUUUGCUCAAGCUAAAAAAGUGGACCCUAAGGAAGCUCAUGGUGACAGAUGCUCUGUCAGGACCAUUUAAUUCAAAAUGGCCUUAUUUGCUAGUAGGAGUAAUGGGGAAUCACUUCUUCUGGCCUUCAGCUCUGGCAGAGCUUGGAUGGAAGGAGAAUAAGAUAUUGUGUCUAUUUGUCAUGGGAGGUAGGACAAAUAUUUAUUGAGCAACUACUAUGUGCUAGGCACGGGGAAUAUAAAUUCAAAGAAUAAAGCAAUCUAUACAAUCCAGAGAGGGACAGCAAGUACAUAUUGUAUACAUGUUUGUAUGUGUAUACAUAUAUAUCAUAAAUAAAAAAUUAAUACAUUCAAAUAUAUGCGAAGUAGAUUAUAGAAGUUGGGGAGGGAAGGGCAUGAGUGUUAGGGGGAGGAAGGGAAAGCUUUACAAAGAUGUUGCCUUUGGUUUUGCCUGAAAGAAAGAGAUGACAACCUGUUAAGUAGAGAGGUGGAGAGUUGGCAUUCCAGGCAUGAGGGACGGACAGCCAAUGCAAAGGCAUGGAGGUAAGAGAUGGAGCAAUGUGUUCAAGGAACAGAAAGAAGACCAUUUUGAAAGUAUUGAGAUAGAUGUACAGGAGGAAAAGCAGUAUCCAAGGAAGGCAGAAGGUUGUGUAGCUUUGCAGAGCUGUAAAAGCUACAAUACAAGGGUUAAAUUUUAGAAUCAAUAAGGAACUGUGGGAGCUGACUGAGUUGGGGAACCACAUGGUUAGAUCUGUGUUUAAAGGAAGCUACUUUGUUAACAGUAUACAGGAUGGGCUGGAAUGAUGAGAGACUUUUAGGAGGCUGUAGUGUCUAGAUAAGAGGUAAUUCAGACCUGAACUUGGAUGCUGACUUCUGUGAAUGGAGGUCCAGUGUGAAAUGAGGAAAUGGCAAGAGUUGGCAAAUGAAUGACUACAUACACAGGGUUAGGGACAGAGAGGAGCCCAGGCUACUACCACAUCCUCUGGCUGUAAAUAAUUGGAUCUUAUUGAAGCCCUUCGAUUUUUUCUCAAAAAGUGGAAAGUUUGGAAGAGGGAGAGAAGGAGUCUGUGGGAAGGAGAGUGAGUUCAGUUUGGGACAUGUUGAGUUCAAGGCAUCUUCAAUGCAGGACUGAAACUAGGAAGAGACCCUGAGAACUGGGAAUGUUUGCGUGGAACUGAUAGUUAAACCAGGGUAGCUUAUUAGAUCACUUAGAAACCGUAUAGAGAGAAGAGGGUCCAGCACCACUCUUCAGGAAUGCCCACAGUUAAAGGCUAUGGUAGGGAUGAUGAGGAGCCUGAGAAAAAGCAGCAGUCAGACAGGUAGCUAGGUGCUAAAAACCCAUGAUGAAGACCCAGAGGAGAGAGAAUACAGGACCCCAAGGCCAGCAGUUUCAAAAAGCAGUUUCAAAUGUAGUCCAUUCGACCUGAGCAAAGAUCAGAUUUGGCAAUUAAGAGAUCGUUGCUAUCUCUAAGGGGAAAAACCAGUUCCUGAUGAAUGAUGAAGUCAGGAGCCAAAUUUCAAGAAAUUGAAGGCGAGGAGAGAAAGUGGAGCAACCAGCGCAGGUAUGGUAGCUUUUCCAGAGAGAUUGGCUGAGAAAGGGGGGAGAGAUACAGGACAAUAGCGUGAGAGGAUGGUCGGAGCUGGUGAAAGUCUUUUCUAAGGAUGAGGAAAACUCUGGCAUAUUUGAAGGCAGUCAGUGAAGAGCCAGCUUUCAGGGAACGUUUAAACAUUGGAAAUAAAGAGUUGCAUGAAAGAUGAUUACCAUCGGAGUCUUACUCCUCAUCUCAGUCUACUGGCCUUUCUGACUUCCUUCAAGUCCCAGAUAAAAUCCUACCUUCUAGGACUGGGACUUCUCCAUUGCCACUUAAUUGUGGCACUUUCCCUUUGUGAAUUAGUUCUUAUUUAUCCUACAUAUAGCUCAUUUGUACAUGAGUACUUGCUUGUUGUCUCCCCCCUUAGAUUGUGAGCUCCUUGAGGGUCUGUCUUUUGCCUCUUUCUGUAUUCCUAAUACUUAGCACAAUGCCUGGCACAUAGGGCAUACCUGAUAAAUGUUUAUUGACUGACAGGCUAUGGCAGUGAUGACUAACCUCUUAUAGACUUGAGUGUCCAAACUGCAACCCUCAUGAUACAUGUGAGUCACCCCUUUACCCUCGACAGGGGAGGGAAAAAAAACCCCCAUUGGGCUGCUGGGCAGAGGAGUGGUUGAUGUGAGAAAUGUCCUCCUCAGGACCUCGUGGAGAAGGGGAGGGGAGCUGCCCUCUCCCACACAUGUGCCAUAGGUUCACCAACACAAGGCUAUGGUACCAAAUUGUCAUGUAUAAGAGUUGGCCUUGGCAAGGAACAGGUCUGCCUUGGAUGAGAAAUGGGAAAGGGAAGAUAGAACAAGAAGUGAUGAGGGAAUGGGAUAGGAUGACAAAUCCUGUUAAGUGGUCUCUUUUUUUAGUAAAGAAGCAAAGUGCUCUGCUAAGUGAAGUAGUCUAGAAGUCUAAGUGAAGCAGGCACCACUAGAAGCAUCUGAUGUGACCUAACUAGGGUUAGAAUCAAGAUUUCAAGAUAGAAGUCUUGAAUUCUUCUUUUUGGCCUUUCUCUUUUUCCUUUCAGUUGAGCAGAAGAGCCAGAUUUGUUUUUCCUCUUCUUUUUCUUCUCUUCAUGGCCAACUUGAGAGGCAGAAGCCUUUUGGACUUUGCUUUGUUUUUUGUCUUGCCUCUUUCUCCUGGAGGAUGAUACGAUUAGGACCAGAGUAGCUUCUCCCAUCCUCUGUGGGAUAUAGGGAAUGGAAGCUUACUACUCUGAUGGGGAGAAGAAUGAUAAACAGACUUUUGCUCCCUUUCUCCUCCUUUCUUCCUGCUAGAAAUUAGCUUACUUGGCAUCAUUUCAAGGCGAGCCUGGGUAUCUAUUUAUUUCAAUUGCUUUUCAUAAUAGACUUAUAAUCUUAGGAUUACUGUUGAAGAUUCUAUUUUCAUUGUGCAAGAACUGUUUCUCCUAAGUGUGCAUGCAUACACACCGAGGCAGAAAUUUAUCAUGGGACUUCUGGAGCAAAAUUACAUUACGUUUGCUCACUUAGGAGGAUUCAACCUAGCUGAUGCCCUAGUGGCCAACCCUCUCCAACAAAGAUCCUUAGGUGAAAAAUCUACUGGUCCUUAACCAGUAUCGAGUGCUACAGUAUUGCCAAAAGAGUAGUGUUGGCGGGGGGGUAGGUAGUCUGCUAAUUGGUGGAGAAAGUUGAUCUCUUUUCUUACCAGGCUUAGGUAUAAAAAGUAGGAAAGCAACAUGCAUUUGUUGAGGCCAACUCUGGACAUCUUCCUUGAUUUAAAAAAAUCAGUCCCAGACCCAAACAGCUUCAAGAAGCAAAGGUUUCGUAGUGAACUGAAUGAUGCAAGCAGCAAGUAUUUACACGUAUUCUCUGUGUUUAGCAAUGAUGUGGCUUUCUGAUUGCUGCCCUCCUAAAAUUGACAAACCCAAAUGCUCUAUAGGAAUUUUGCAGGUGAUCUAGAAUUUUUGUGCCGGUUAAUAUGUGGACCAUUUGAUUGCUAAGUGUCAUAGUGAAACUGUCUAGCAGUUAAUAUGUUAAGUAGACUCUUUGACAUAUACCUUAUACUGUUUGGCCCAUUUGGUAACACAAUAUAGAAGGUGACUGCUGUAAUUAGCACUUUAAUUAACUGAAUUGAAUUUUUCUGAGAGGCAAGUCCAGGAACUCAUUGGUACUGAGAAUUGCGCUAGGAUCUGCUGAGGAAAUGACUUUCCUUAGAGUUUAGACUUGUACCUUCUACUCUCAGGGUUAAUUCAUCUUUUCUUUAUUCUUGUUUUUCCUGGCUGGAAAAACACCACAGUCACCUAUCUAGAAUUCUUAACAAGCAAUAACAGUUUUGAAUUUCCUUGGAUAACUACCUCACCUGUUUUUAUCAUGUUUAUUAUUUCUUAUAGCAUAGUAGUAUUCAUGUGACAUAGCUUGUUUAGCCAUUCCUGGACUUUACUAGCAUCUAUUCCGGUUUGUGUCCCUUACAAUCAAAACAGUGGUGCUCUAAAUGUCUGGGUGUGUAUUAGGGAUCCUCUUUCAGUCUUUGAUCUCCAUCAAAGCAGAGGUGACCUUUGGCCUUACAGAGGAAUCUGGGAAUCAAAAGGAAUGAGCAUUGAAGGAACUUUGUUUGCAUAAUGCAGAAUUCCUUUCCAGGAUUGUUAUGUCAGACCAAGAGUGCAUUAGUGUGGCUCUUUCCACAAUUCUUCUCCCAUUGCCAAUUUUCUGGGUAGGGAGUGAAACCUCAGGGCUUGUGAUUAAGAUCUAAUCUAUGCAUUUUUUAUGGAGUUGCUAUUUACUUGUCUGCUUUUUAAGAGUUUUCAUACUUACAAGUCUCUUUCAUUGGGAUGCUCGGAACCACAGCAAUGUACUUUUUUAGAGUAUCCACAUAAAAGGAAUCUGCCAUCUUCUCAACUUUCUUGAUGCCGUUGGAGUUUCUGGUGAUCGCACAUGUGGACUAUGUCUACUAUUGUUGUUUCUGUGACUAGUAUACAGGGGAUCGAUCUCUCAGUGUCCUUGAUGCUACCCAGAAGAUAGUAUGCCUAGCUUCUCUCUCCCUUUGUAGCGUCAACUGGAAAAAAACACAGAACUAUUAAAUAGUCAAAAUCACUCUUUAAUCAAGGGCAAAAGGGGUUCAGCGCUAGGAGGCCUCAACAACAGAGCUGCUCACCACACGAGACUGCACAGAGUCCGAGGAUGGAACUCUGGCUGCCCUGGUCACUGACCCCUGGGAAUGCCACCACUCAAGCUGGACUCCGGGGAACAAAAGGAUUUGGGGAACCUCUAGAUCAUUUGGGGAGUCCAGAAGCAGGGAAAGAUGAUUGACGUCACUAUAGCUACAAGGAAAAUGGGAGUGUUCAAACUACACUGACCGGGUACACUCAAGCUUGGGAAAGGAAUCAUGGCUAGAGGCUAGGGUGUAAGAGAAGGGGCUGCUUACGAUAGAUACUAAAGGACAGCUCCUGCCCAGGUGUGGGUCUUCUUUGGAAAGGCUCUGAUACAAUAGAGACCACCUAAGGCAAAGAGGGUCCAUCCUUAGCAUCUGCUUGGUCUCACCCAACUAGGAUUGUCAUUCACCUGAGGGUGGUCCACUCAGUCUGAAACUGCUCGCCUGGGAUUCCCAUGGGAACAGGGAACAAGUACAAAUUUUGGGGUGUCCAACCUACAAGCUCCUCCUGAAACCUGGGCUUCACCAGAUCCCACUAGGCCCCAAGUUUGGGAUUCCUAGAUUCCAUGUUGACAGUAGGAAUGUUCAAAAUGUGUUGUCUUUGAUUCAGGUGUGGUAUAGCGAGUGGCUGAGGGGCUAACCAGCCUGAAGAGCUAACAUAUUUCACUUCCAGAGAUGACGAGAUUAUCAUUGCAACUGGAGGUUGUAUAAGGGAAUUCUAAAUUAGCAGAGGUAUUCUAUUUAGCUCACACUACAGCCCACUAUGUACCAGCUAGUGUCCUGAGCUCUGGGGAUGAGAAGCUCGAUAGCGCCAAACUUUGCUCUCAAGAAUCUUACCAGCUAAUUAGGAAAAAUUAAGUAUGCAGAUGAUUGCUGUCCUCGGUAGAAUGACAAAAGUGCCAAGGAGAGAGCAAGAUGAAGCACUAGGAGAAGCUUAACGAGGUCACUUUGGUGGUGGUUGCAAGAGGGGUUAGAGCUUGGUGUCGCGCUCAGGGGAAAUUUUCCCCCUAGACUUAGAAGCUGCCAGAUUCACUUUGUGGAAGCAGUAUUACUUCAUAAUCCAUAAUUUUGACCUUGAUCACUGUCAGCAAACUAGGCCUCUGGCAAUCGCUUCCCAGUUUUGCCUGUCCAGAGAAGUUCAUCAGCAUCCUGGAACAACUCCCAGAAAUGGCAUCGUUGACGUUGAAUGGUGGGUUCGGUUAGUCUCAGUGGUCUUGUCAGACCUGUUUCCCUAGAAAAAUGACCUCCAACAGCAAUGCACACAUCUCCAGGAAAGCAUUUUUCCCCUGAGCAGAUUGUGGCCUCCACAUGUCUCAGAAACAAUCAUGCAGAAGUUGCUUGAUGCAGUGGUCUGUGCUCCUGGACAUAAAGCAGAUCUUGAAUUAGUAUCUUAAAGUGACCUGUCAAAAAGAACAGACUGUCUUCCUCCUCCUUCCUGCUGCACUACCCCGCCCCCCAAUACAGUUAACUACUGCUUAGGCCAUGAGAACAGAAAGGCAGAUUUUGCUGGUCAAGAUGUUGGAGAAGGCCAAAUGACAAGAAGAAAACCAACCCAGGUCUAGCGAUGCCCACUAACCUCAUGGUACUGAGGGGGUCCACCCUUUAUGACUUUUUCAUUGUCUAGCAUGUCAUUGAUGCUUCCUACCAAACAACAUCUGUAAUUUUCUCCUUGGAAUCAUGGCAUGAUUCCAUUUGGAGGGAACUCUCAGAUGUCAUUCAUUUGGCGUGCAUUUAGGGAGUCUAUUAUAGGCUAUGGACUAUUAAGGUCAUCACACCUAUUCCAUUUCUGACACUUC